UUUGGCUUCACUCUUUUGACAAAAUGACACAUAAAACGGGCAAGCGGUUUCAUCUGGAUUCUUCUUCUUCAUUUUGGAUUCUUGUAAUCUCUUCUAUAAAUUCAUCGCUAACUAUUCAUUAGGGUUUCAUUUCUCUCAAAACAAACCACAAUGACAAUAACACCGCCCAAGCCGGUAAACUUGUAUAUAGGGAGUUUUAUUAGUUUGAUAUCACAAUCAGAUAUUCGUUAUGAAGGCUUUGUGUUUCUUCUCAACCCUAGUGAUUCCACCAUUGGUCUUCGUAACGUGAAAUCUUUUGGGACAGAAGGACGGAGGAAAGAUGGACUUCAGCUUCUUGCGAGUGAUGAAAUCUAUGAGCACAUAUUCUUCAGAGGUUGCGACAUAAAGGAUCUGCAAGUUAUAUCUUCCCCAUUACCUCAAAGUACAUCAGCUGUUCCUGACGAUCCUGCGAUAAUACAGUCUCAUUUUCCUCAGCCCUCACCUACAACUAUGGCGUCGACAUCUCAUGGUGCUGCACAAAUAGCAAAUUUUAGUACCAGUGUGCAUCCCAUUCUCCCUGUUACACCAGUCCAGUUGAAUCUGCCCCGUGGCCCAUCAGCAUCAAGUUCUAGCUUUUGGGGCUCAUCGCUCCCUCCUCCACCUGUAAAUAUCAGUAGGCUUGUUGUACCUAAUUAUUGCCCAGGAUUAGUUGGAUCCUCAGGAGGAGUUUCUUAUUUUCAGCAUCGUUAUCCGCCGCCGCCACAGAGUUUGUUGGCAUCACUUCCGCCAGUUCAGCAGCAAGCGCAACACCAGAAUGUAAAUACAUCUGUAGCUGGAGGAUCCAGGUUUUCUGAACUCCGUCAUCCGUUGCUGCUGCGUGGUAGUACUGGUUCCCCAAAUACACUGCCUCCUUUGCUACCCACACCAUUUGUUCAAUCCAAUCCGGGGCGGUUUGCUGAUCUUGUGUCUAAUUUAUUAUCUAUUCCAAGGCCAAAUGAAGGAUCUAGUGCUCUUUCAAGUGUAGCAGUGGAUCCUGGCCCAAAAAUGGCAUCUUCUUUGCAAGAAGUACUUAUUGUUAAUGCUACUCCGGCUUCAGUUAUUAAUGAAUCAAGUUCAAUUGAUCCGACAAUCUCUCAAACUCUAUCUUCCAUGACAAUUGAGGAGCAGUCAGGAUUGAAGCAGUCCUCUUCAUCUCAGUCACUGCAGACCACAGAUAUUGAUGCAAAGACUGCUCUAGCACCAGUAUUGGAACCUGUGCUAUCAUCAAAUAGCACUGGAGAAACCCUGGAGUCAUCGCUGAAAUCCACAGCUAAAACUUUGCUGGGAUCUACAUCAUCUCAUCAUUGUAAAGGUCAUUUUGCUCGAGGAGGAGAUCAGGCGCAUCGAAACCCUGCAUUCACUAAUCAUAGUUAUAGAGGCCGUGCACAAGGGCGGGCAAAUGUGUUCCAACCAGAUGGUGUUCCUUUACGCAAUCCUGGCUAUGCGGGAAGUCGCUUUUGGGGACGUGGACCUAAGAAUUCCUCUCGUGUCAUUAGAAGAUUUAAGGAGGAUUUUGAUUUUGAGGCAAUGAAUGAAAAGUCCAAUAAGGAAGAGGUAUGGGACUAUCUCGGCAAAAAUAACAAAGCCGACGCAGAUGAUGGAGAUGAAAAUGAAAAAGAGACGGAAGACUCUGAUGUUAAAGGUGAAGCCAGUGAAGUACAUGUAAAAGACGAUAGUAAGCCUGUUUUCUGUAAGGAUGACUCCUUUGAUUCUUUUUCUUGUGAUGCACUUGAUCAAGAAUCUGCAGAAGUGACGCUCUGUGAACAAAGGAAAAAAGAUGCUGAGACAUUUGGAGUUGAGAUCCCAAUACUCAAACAGGGUCAUGGGCAGGGACCAAGGUGUGCUGGGGCAUCUCAAGUCUCGUAUCGUGGUAGAGGACAUGGCAAUGCACGGGGUGGUCGUGGUCGUGGUCAUAGGAGAUCAGUUGUGAGGCCGCGUUACUUAAAAUGAGCUGCCGUGUUGCUGCAUGGGGGUGGUGUUCAGAUAUAAAACCACCUUUCAAUAUCCGGUUGUGCGUCAUCUUCUGGUCGCAUUUAACUCAAUCUUA
Messenger RNA from Lycium ferocissimum, 2065 nucleotides. RefSeq names its product protein decapping 5-like. Gene Ontology annotation, biological process: P-body assembly; cytoplasmic stress granule assembly. Gene Ontology annotation, molecular function: mRNA binding. Lineage: Eukaryota; Viridiplantae; Streptophyta; Magnoliopsida; Solanales; Solanaceae. Gene Ontology annotation, cellular component: P-body. Bases 151 to 1968 code for a protein of 605 amino acids. The record is from RefSeq and is a predicted model, not a curated record. The transcript has 10 exons.